Molecule: messenger RNA, 312 nt
Organism: Papaver somniferum (opium poppy)
Lineage: Eukaryota; Viridiplantae; Streptophyta; Magnoliopsida; Ranunculales; Papaveraceae
Product: antimicrobial peptide 1-like
Exons: 1
Coding region: 1-312 (103 amino acids)
Biological process (GO): defense response; negative regulation of growth
Source: RefSeq, a predicted model, not a curated record
AUGGCAGCUACUAAAAAAUCAGUGUCCAUGUUAAUCAUGGCAUUGGUCCUCAUGGCUGUUGCAAUUGAAUUGGCAAAUGCAAGUUCUAUUAUAGUGUUCGCUGGACCAGGGUGCAACAACCGUGCCCAAAAGCAUUUGAAAUGCGGGUGCUCAAACAUUAGUCUACGAGGUGGUUAUGAAUUUACUUAUGGUGGACAAAGUGCUGCCAUGUAUUGGCAAUCAGACUGCGAGGGUGCGUCUCAAUUUAUACUCCGUGGUGAUUCCCGUAGCUGUGACGCAUAUACAUGGAAGAGUAUGUUUAUUCAGUGUUAA